Messenger RNA from Daphnia magna, 535 nucleotides. RefSeq lists its product as uncharacterized. The transcript is spliced from 3 exons. NCBI's taxonomy places the organism in Eukaryota, Metazoa, Arthropoda, Branchiopoda, Diplostraca, Daphniidae. The record is from RefSeq and is a predicted model, not a curated record. The coding region runs from base 78 to 347 and encodes 89 amino acids.
UUGUAUAUAAACACGGCAGAAAACGGUCAAAUGCAUCAGUUACUGAACUGCCUGAAUCAGCUUAACCAACUCUCAACAUGAAGCUCUUCAUUGUUCUCACACUCGUUGCUGUUAUCGUCGCAGACGAUGGCUAUUAUUCGGCCCCUUCUUACCCAUCUUAUUCGGCCUCAUCUUAUUCUUCUUAUUCGGCCCCGUCUUAUUCGGCCCCGUAUUACCCGUCGUACACCACGAAAGUUCUAGUUUACCCGCCUCCUUAUUACGAGACCGUCGAAUACGCUGGGUACACACGUGCUGGCAAAAAGGGCAAGAAGGCCGUUCCAGUUUAUAAAACAGUUAACAAGUACUAGGACCCAAAAAUUCAUUCAUCAAUGUUGAAUUUCGUAUUUGUCUGCAUCCUUUAAAAAUUAUUUAUUUAUAAAAUCAUAUUUCAGUUAUCUUAAUACUUAACAGCACAGAUAAUAUUAUGCACUUUACCGUGUUCAAGUAAUGCCCCAUAUAUUUGUACUUUGAUGAAUACAAAAUGCUGAAAAGAAAA